Molecule: messenger RNA, 3311 nt
Organism: Orcinus orca (killer whale)
Lineage: Eukaryota; Metazoa; Chordata; Mammalia; Artiodactyla; Delphinidae
Gene: BRD7
Product: bromodomain containing 7
Exons: 18
Coding region: 275-2233 (652 amino acids)
Biological process (GO): regulation of transcription by RNA polymerase II
Cellular component (GO): nucleus
Source: RefSeq, a predicted model, not a curated record
CUCUCUGCGCGCGCGGCAAGCCCUCUCUCCCGCCUCCGCCGGCCGCUCGCCGACCCGCAGCCGCUCUCGGGCUCCGGCUGGGUCUCGCGCGCUCGGCCGCUGCUAGGUCUCUUCGUGAGAGGCCUCGCGCCGUUCGGCGCACGCCGUACCCCUGCCUCGAGGCGCGGGGUCUCGUGGGCCCCGCUCCCGCCCUCCGCUCGCCUGGCCCGGACCGGAAGCGGCGCCGCACGGCCUGGGCCUGGCGCGGGGGGCGGGCACCGGGGCCCGGUCGGACAUGGGCAAGAAGCACAAGAAGCACAAGUCGGACAAACACCUCUACGAGGAGUAUGUAGAGAAGCCCUUGAAGCUGGUCCUCAAAGUGGGAGGGAACGAAGUCACCGAACUCUCCACGGGCAGCUCCGGGCACGACUCCACCCUCUUAGAAGACAAAAACGAUCACGACAAACACAAGGACCGAAAGCGGAAAAAGAGAAAGAAAGGAGAGAAGCAGGUUCCAGGGGAGGAAAAGGGGAGAAAACGGAGACGAAUAAAGGAAGAUAAAAAGAAGCGAGAUCGGGACCGCGUGGACAAUGAGGCAGAAAAAGACCUCCAGUGUCAGGCCCCUGUAGGAUUAGACUUGCCUCCUGAGAAGCCUCUUGCAAGCUCUUUAGCCAAACAAGAAGAAGUAGAACAGACACCCCUUCAAGAAGCUUUGAAUCAACUGAUGAGACAACUGCAGAGGAAAGACCCAAGUGCUUUCUUUUCAUUUCCUGUGACUGAUUUUAUUGCUCCCGGCUACUCCAUGAUCAUUAAACACCCAAUGGAUUUUAGUACCAUGAAAGAAAAGAUCAAGAACAAUGAUUACCAGUCCAUAGAAGAACUAAAGGAUAACUUCAAACUAAUGUGUACUAAUGCUAUGAUUUACAACAAACCAGAGACCAUUUAUUAUAAAGCUGCAAAGAAGCUAUUGCACUCAGGGAUGAAAAUUCUUAGCCAGGAGAGAAUUCAGAGCCUGAAGCAGAGCAUAGACUUCAUGGCAGACUUGCAAAAAAGUCGAAAGCAGAAAGAUAGAACAGACACCUCGCAGAGUGGGGAGGACAGCGGCUGCUGGCCAAGAGAGAGGGAAGACUCUGGAGACACUGAGGCACAAGGCUUCAAGAGUCCCAAUAAGGAAAAUAAAAAGAAAGACAAAGAUGUACUUGAAGAUAAAUUUAAAAGCAAUAAUGUAGAAAGAGAGCAGGAGCAGAUUGACCGCAUUGUUAAGGAAUCUGGAGGAAAGCUGACCAGGCGGCUUGUUAAUAGUCAGUGUGAAUUUGAAAGGAGGAAACCAGAUGGAACAACAACAUUGGGACUUCUCCAUCCUGUGGAUCCUGUUGUAGGAGAACCAGGCUACUGCCCUGUGAGACUGGGAAUGACGACUGGAAGACUUCAGUCUGGAGUGAAUACUUUGCAGGGGUUCAAAGAAGAUAAAAGGAACAAGGUAACUCCAGUGUUAUACUUGAAUUAUGGACCCUACAGUUCUUAUGCACCACAUUAUGACUCCACAUUUGCAAACAUCAGCAAGGACGAUUCUGAUUUAAUCUAUUCAACCUAUGGGGAAGACUCUGACCUCCCGAGUGAUUUCAGCAUCCAUGAGUUUUUGGCCACAUGCCAAGAUUAUCCAUAUGUUAUGGCAGAUAGUUUACUGGAUGUUUUAACAAAAGGAGGACAUUCUAGAACCCUGCAGGAGUUGGAGAUGUCAUCUCCUGAAGAUGAAGGCCAAACUAGGAUGCUUGACACAGCAAAAGAAAUGGAGCAGAUUACAGAAAUCGAACCAACAGGGCAUUUAGACUCCAAUAAUCAAGACAGGCUUACAGCACUGAAAGCAGUAGCAAACUUUGGAGCUCCCGUUGAAGUUUUUGACUCGGAAGAAGCUGAAGUGUUCCAGAGGAAACUUGAUGAGACCACCAAACUGCUCAGAGAGCUCCAGGAAGCCCAGAAUGAGCGUUUGAGCACCAGACCCCCUCCCAACAUGAUCUGUCUCUUGGGUCCCUCAUACAGAGAAAUGCAUCUUGCUGAACAAGUGACCAAUAACCUUAAAGAACUUGCACAGCAAGUAACUCCGGGGGAUAUUGUAAGCAUGUAUGGAGUCCGAAAAGCAAUGGGGAUUUCCAUCCCCUCCCCGGUGGUUGAAAACACCUUUGUAGAUUUAACAGAAGAUUUUGAAGAACCUAAAAAGACUGAUGUUACUGAGUGUGGACCUGAUGGGAUUUGAAGCUAACUGGUUACCUAUGCCUCUGCCGUACGCCCUAAACUAAUACUCAUCUACUUUUACCUGAAAUGCAAAGGUCAAGUGCCCGAGCAGUCUGAUUACUUAAGUAGGAGACGAUGAUGUGGUCCUCUUCUAUAACCAGGCACUAGACUGUAGCCUAGUUCAGUGAACAAAUUAAGCUUAAGACCCUACUCAGACUGCAUGGAGCCCUUCUAUAAAACAUCCAGGCAGGAAGCUAUUUUAUUAUUUUCUUGACUUUGAAAACUAACACUUAACAAGUAGGGUGAAGGAAAAUUGAAUCUCUCAAGAGAGUUAAGAUGACCUAAUCUUUCAAAAACAUACUUGAAAUCAUAUGCCAAGAGAAUUAAAGAAUCAGUUCAAAUAUGUAUUUAUCAAGUCUUUUUAGAGUUUGUCUCUCAAACAUAAUUCAGGCAGUAACCGACUCAAACUUUAGAUCUACUUAGCUAAUAAGGUAAGUUCCCGAAGACCAAGAAAACAUUUAAAUUCAGAACACCUUAGGAAUCAGGCUCCCUGACUUCAGACUAUACUACAAAGCUACAGUAAUCAAGACAGUAUGGUACUGCCACAAAAACAGAAAUAUAGAUCAGUGGAACAGCUUAGAAAGCCCAGAGAUAAACCCAUGCACAUAUGGUCACCUUAUCUUUGAUAAAGGAGGGAAGAACAUACAGUGGAGAAAAGAGCCUCUUCAAUAAGUGGUGCUGGGAAAACUGGACAGGUACAUGUAAAAGUAUGAAAUUAGAACACUCCCUAACACCAUAUACAAAAAUAAGCUCAAAAUGGAUUAAAGACCUAAAUGUAAGGCCAGAAACUAUCAAACUCUUAGAGGAAAACAUAGGCAGAACACUCUAUGACAUAAACCACAGCAAGAUCCUUUUUGACCCACCUCCUAGAGAAAUGGAAAUAAAAACAAAAAUAAACAAAUGGGACCUAAUGAAACUUCAAAGCUUUUGCACAGCAAAGGAAACCAUAAACAAGACCAAAAGACAGCCCUCACAAUGGGGGAAAAUAUUUGCAAAUGAAGCAACUGACAAAGGAUUAAUCUCCAAAAUUUACAAGCAGC